This is a messenger RNA of Hordeum vulgare subsp. vulgare (domesticated barley), 1712 nucleotides long. RefSeq names its product chloroplast stem-loop binding protein of 41 kDa a, chloroplastic. Gene Ontology annotation, molecular function: RNA binding. NCBI's taxonomy places the organism in Eukaryota, Viridiplantae, Streptophyta, Magnoliopsida, Poales, Poaceae. The record is from RefSeq and is a predicted model, not a curated record. Gene Ontology annotation, biological process: rRNA processing. The transcript has 6 exons. Gene Ontology annotation, cellular component: cytosol. The coding region runs from base 110 to 1312 and encodes 400 amino acids.
AGCAUAGCGCACACGGCCUCACAGCUCACAGCUACAAAAUCUCCACCCAUCCCAGCAUCCCGUGCCCGCCACUCAUCGCUCCCUCCUCUCAUCCCCUCCUCCUCCUCCCAUGGCCUUCUCCCCGGCCACCACCGCCGCAGCCACGGCGGCGGGCGCCAUCACAUUCACCUCCGGCCGCGUCGCGAGCUCGCCGCCGUCCUCGCUGUCGUCGCCGUUCCUCCCGCGCGCGGCCGGCGCGAUCGUCGCGAGGAGGGGGCGCGCCGGUGCCCGCGCGGCGUCGGCCGUGCCGGUGCGCGCGCAGGCCGCCGGGGCCGCGAAGAAGAAGGUGCUGGUCGUCAACACCAACAGCGGGGGCCACGCGGUCAUCGGGUUCUACUUCGCCAAGGCGCUCCUCGCGGCCGGGCACGACGUCACCCUGCUCACCGUCGGCGACGAGGCCUCCGACAAGAUGAAGAAGCCGCCCUUCUCCCGCUUCUCGGAGCUGACCAGCGCCGGGGCCAAGACGGUGUGGGGCGACCCGGCGGACGUCGGCGCGGCCGUCGGCGCUGCGUCCUUCGACGUCGUGCUCGACAACAACGGCAAGGACCUCGACGCCGUCAAGCCGGUGGCGGACUGGGCCAAGGCGGCCGGGGUCGGCCAGUUCCUGUUCAUCAGCAGCGCCGGGAUCUACCUCCAAACCGACGAGCCGCCGCACGUCGAGGGGGACGCCGUGAAGGAGAGCGCCGGGCACGUCGGCGUGGAGAAGUACAUCGCGGCGGAGUUCGGCAGCUGGGCCUCGUUCCGGCCGCAGUACAUGACCGGCUCCGGCAACAACAAGGACUGCGAGGAGUGGUUCUUCGACAGAAUUGUGCGGAAGCGGCCGGUGCCGAUCCCGGGGUCGGGGAUGCAGCUGACCAACAUCUCGCACGCGAGGGACCUGGGAAGCAUGCUCACGCUCGCCGUGGAGAACCCGGACGCCGCCGCCGGGAAGAUAUUCAACUGCGUGAGCGACCGCGGCGUGACGCUCGACGGCCUGGCCAAGAUGUGCGCGGCGGCCGCCGGCGCCACCGUCGAGAUCGUCCACUACGACCCGGCCGCCGUCGGCGUCGACGCCAAGAAGGCCUUCCCCUUCCGCAACAUGCAUUUCUACGCGGAGCCUCGGGCGGCCAAGGAGGUGCUGGGAUGGACGAGCACCACCAACCUGCCGGAGGACCUCAAGGAGCGGUUCGCCGAGUACGCGAGCAGCGGCCGGGGGGAAAAGGCCAUGACCUUCGACCUCGACGACAAGAUCCUCGCCGCCGUCGGGGCAGCGCCGGUCAGCGUCGCCGCCUAGGCGCGCGUGUUCGUUCUUCGAUGCACGGCAGCGGGAAAACCAUUUUGAAAACACAGACGCCGGAUUAUAUCACACAGAUGACAAUAAGCACAUCUAAUCAAGUUCGGGAAAACAUUUUUCUUCUUUUGGAACGUGUGAGUUACAUCAUGCAAGUAGCUGAAUCAGAUAUCUGAAUAUCUGUUCACUGCUGCAUAUUUUGCUCACUGCCAAUCCGUUGUGAUUAUAAUACAGACGAAAGGUUCAAAUGGGGGAAAAACAGAGGGGAUAUAAGCAACCACACGGCAGAUAUGUUAUUUUGCUUAUUAUGUUGUCACACUUCUUAAAAUGUGAUAGUUUUGUGGACAAACCCCAAUUGUGAUAGCUUUUUUGUUAAAUACUCAGUGAAAGGGUGUGUUCAAUA